Cucumis melo (muskmelon) is the source of this 462-nucleotide messenger RNA. RefSeq names its product cytochrome c oxidase subunit 2-like. Gene Ontology annotation, biological process: ATP synthesis coupled electron transport. NCBI's taxonomy places the organism in Eukaryota, Viridiplantae, Streptophyta, Magnoliopsida, Cucurbitales, Cucurbitaceae. The coding region runs from base 1 to 462 and encodes 153 amino acids. The transcript is spliced from 2 exons. The record is from RefSeq and is a predicted model, not a curated record. Gene Ontology annotation, cellular component: membrane. Gene Ontology annotation, molecular function: cytochrome-c oxidase activity; copper ion binding.
AUGGCGACUGACGUGGAUACAAGUGAAGAUAAAAUGGUAGAGGUUGAAAAUAAGAUCAACAUGCUCAUGAAGGUCGUUGAAGAAAGGGACUAUGAGAUUGCAUCUCUCAAUAAUCACAUUGAGGGUCGUAAUGCUGCUAAAUCAAGUCACACACAUAUUGUAAAGAACAUUGACAAAGGGAAGGCGAUGAUACCUUGGACUGUACCUUCCUCAGGUGUCAAAUGUGAUGUUGUACCUGGUCGUUUAAAUCAGAUCUCCAUUUUGGUACAACGAGAAGAAGUUUACUAUGGUCAGUGCAGUGAGAUUUGUGGAACUAAUCAUGCCUUUACGCCUAUCGUCGUAGAAGCAGUUCCUAGAAAAGAUUAUGGUUCUCAGGUUUCCAAUCAAUUAAUCUCUGGGUUCAAAGCCAAGGUUCAAAGAAUAUUGACGGUAGGCUUUUCACCGGAACCUAGAAAAGGAUGA